AUGAACACAGCUACGGGGAGUUAUCCAAUGGCUUCUCUUUACGUUGGCGACCUGCACCCCGACAUCACGGAGGCGAUGCUGUAUGAGAAGUUCAGCCCUGCGGGACCAGUGCUCUCCAUUCGGGUCUGCAGAGACAUGAUCACCCGCAGAUCUCUGGGAUAUGCAUAUGUCAACUUCUCCCAGCCUGCUGACGCUGAGAGGGCUCUGGACACAAUGAACUUUGAUGUUGUCAAAGGAAAACCGAUCAGAAUCAUGUGGUCCCAGAGAGACCCCUCCCUGAGGAAGUCUGGAGUGGGCAACGUGUUUAUCAAAAACCUCGACAAGUCUAUUGACAACAAAGCCCUGUAUGACACUUUCUCUGCUUUUGGGAACAUCCUUUCCUGCAAGGUGGUGUGUGAUGAGAACGGGUCCAAAGGUUAUGCUUUCGUUCACUUUGAGACACAAGACGCAGCUGACCGAGCCAUUGAGAAGAUGAAUGGCAUGCUUCUGAAUGACCGCAAGGUGUUUGUGGGACGUUUCAAAUCACGAAAAGAGCGAGAGGCUGAGCUUGGAGCCAAAGCCAAAGAGUUUACUAAUGUGUACAUCAAAAACUUUGGGGAUGACAUGGAGGAUGACAGACUGAAAGAGAUGUUUGAUAAAUACGGUAAAAUACUCAGUGUCAAAGUAAUGACCGAUCCAUCAGGCAAAUCCAGGGGCUUUGGCUUUGUCAGUUAUGAGAAACACGAGGAUGCCAACAAGGCUGUUGAAGAAAUGAAUGGCACUGAGUUCAAUGGCAAAACUGUGUUCGUGGGCCGCGCUCAGAAAAAGAUGGAGAGGCAAGCGGAGCUGAAGAGGAAAUUUGAGAUGCUGAAGCAAGAACGGAUCAGUCGCUAUCAGGGGGUUAAUCUUUACAUUAAAAACCUGGACGACACAAUAGAUGAUGAAAAACUCCGUAAAGAGUUUUCUCCUUUUGGAUCUAUUACAAGUGCUAAGGUCAUGCUCGAGGAGGGUCGCUCAAAAGGCUUUGGCUUUGUCUGCUUCUCCUCUCCGGAGGAAGCCACUAAAGCUGUGACAGAAAUGAAUGGGCGUAUAGUAGGUACUAAACCUCUGUAUGUGGCCCUGGCCCAGCGUAAAGAAGAGCGCAAAGCCCAUCUCACUAACCAGUACAUGCAGCGUAUUGCUGGAAUGAGGGUCAUGCCGGCGAACGCCAUCAUUAACCAGUUCCAGCCCACCAGUGGCUACUUCAUGCCUGCUGUGCCACAGGCCCAGAAUAGAACCACUUACUACGCACCCAAUCAGAUGGCUCAAAUGCGACCUAAUCCUCGGUGGCAGCAGCAGGGGGGUAGAGGUGGUUUCCAAGGCAUGCCAAACUCACUGCGUCAGCCUGGCCCCAGAGCUAACCUCCGGCACAUGAGUCCUGGAAAUAGUGGACAAGGCCCACGAGCCCCUGGCCAGGCAAUGGCUGCGCGGCCUUCGGUGGGUGGUCCGAGAGCAAUGCCUCCAUACAAGUAUGCCACUGGUGUCCGCAAUCCCAAUCCACAAGUGGUUCAGCCAAUUGCAUUGCAGCAGCCACAGCCUGCUGUCCAUGUCCAGGGCCAGGAGCCUCUCACCGCCUCCAUGCUCGCAGCUGCCCCCCCACAAGAGCAAAAGCAGAUGCUUGGGGAACGCCUGUUUCCACUGAUCCAGGGCAUGCACGCCAACCUGGCUGGAAAGAUCACUGGUAUGCUGUUGGAGAUUGACAAUUCUGAGCUGCUACAUAUGCUGGAGUCUCAUGAUUCUCUGCGGUCAAAGGUGGAAGAAGCUGUGGCAGUCCUGCAGGCACACCAGGCCAAGAAAGAUGCCACUCAGAAAGUUGGUUUGACAACCUCUGCUUCCACUCCCUCCUCCUAA
Knipowitschia caucasica is the source of this 1869-nucleotide messenger RNA. The record is from the annotation of a GenBank genome assembly. NCBI's taxonomy places the organism in Eukaryota, Metazoa, Chordata, Actinopteri, Gobiiformes, Gobiidae.